Messenger RNA from Hypomesus transpacificus, 3368 nucleotides. It is a transcript of the gene slc25a10b, whose product is annotated as solute carrier family 25 member 10b. The transcript is spliced from 11 exons. Gene Ontology annotation, cellular component: mitochondrial membrane. Gene Ontology annotation, biological process: mitochondrial transport; thiosulfate transport; malate transmembrane transport. Lineage: Eukaryota; Metazoa; Chordata; Actinopteri; Osmeriformes; Osmeridae. Gene Ontology annotation, molecular function: oxaloacetate transmembrane transporter activity; antiporter activity; thiosulfate transmembrane transporter activity. The record is from RefSeq and is a predicted model, not a curated record. Bases 1240 to 2100 code for a protein of 286 amino acids.
UAUCAGAGUGAACUAUUUAGCCUCGAUCCAGAAACCUACAUGCAGGCUUAAACCUGUUGCCCCGAACCCAACAUACCGGUGCUGCCAGAACAAACUUGUGUUUUGUUUGUUUGUUUGUGGCUAACUGCUACGUUUUCAAAAGUUGUAUGUUUAAAUUAAGUAGCAUGGUCUGUGCAGUCUGUAGCGUAAACGUCUAAGUGACCCAUCAGGAGGUAAGAAAUAUAGGAAAUGUGGGCUAAUAGUCAGUUCUGUUUUUGUAGUAAGUGUGGCACUGGUAAUAACUCAUAUUUUACAUAAUUUUUGUAAUUUUUUAGUAGGCCUAGUGGUUUACCUGCGUUUAAUUUCAAAAAAUACUAUUGACUUAGAUUCUCAUUUAAACUAAUGCGGAAGUGUGCGUAGCGCAGCAGCACUGUUGGCAGUGUAUUACGGUUGUCGAGCUAGGGUUUAACCCUUAACUCGGGGUUGAAACAACGUGGGAUAGGCGAAUGCAAGAACCUUCCCCUAACAACAUUUUAACUGCUUUUGUCACGUUAGCGCCGCUCGACUUUAAGAAGAAACUGUCACCCUGCUAAAGAAUGAGGUGAAGUUGUCUCUCUUAAAGACACAGCACGCUGUGUUCUGUCUGAGGCGAGGUUGCCGGAGGUGCGUGUCUCUUUAAUAGCCGUGGGGAACUUUCAUGAAACGGUGAUGAAACUGGGGUCUCUGAGGGUGUCCUCUGGAGCGUGUGGUCCACGGAAGCGGGCCUCUUAGUUGAUUUUUCUGGUGCCUACAGGAACCGAGUGGCGACCUUUGGAUCUACCGGAGUCGAGCACGAGGAGGCAGCUCCUUCGACCUCGGUGGCAAUUGGCUACUCGCGCACUCUCGCGACUCCCAUUGCCUUGGUCUUUAUCUAUUAAUUUACUAUCACGCGUCCUGCAAAGACUACAGCCAGACGAGACACACAUAGGCUACGUAUUCAGUUCACUGCACACACCAGCCACGCACGCACUCUGCGGCGCGUGUACGCUCGUACUCAGGCAACCCAAAGUCCCUCCCGUGUCGUCACCAAUCAUCGGCAUGUCUGAAGAUUAACAAGACUAUCAGACUCACUGCAGAGCGAGAGAUCACAGACUACAUAACCGACUUCCCCGUGUGUUGAGUCGGAUUGGAAACCUGUCCCUCACCGCAGACACAGCAUUGGAUCGCGGACAGUAAACAGAAUCGCUAGUUGUAGGCUACAGCCUACAGUGUCACCGGGAGAUGACGGAGAAACGGAUGUCGCGGUGGUACUUCGGGGGGCUUGCCUCCUGCGGGGCAGCCUGCUGCACGCACCCUCUGGACCUCAUCAAGGUCCACCUCCAGACUCAGCAGGAGGUGAAGAUGAAGAUGGUCGGCAUGGCGAUGCACGUGGUGAAGAACGAUGGUCUGCUGGCUCUCUACAGCGGCCUCAGUGCCUCCCUCUGCAGACAGAUGUCCUACUCCCUGACCAGGUUUGCUAUUUAUGAGACAGUGAGGGACAUGCUGGGCAGCAGUAACCAGGGGCCCAUGCCCUUCUACCAGAAGGUGCUGCUGGGAGCCUUCGGAGGCUUCACUGGUGGGUUCAUCGGUACUCCUGCAGACAUGGUUAACGUCAGGAUGCAGAAUGAUGUCAAACUGCCCCCUGAACUCAGGAGGAACUACAAGCAUGCUGUGGAUGGACUUGUCAGGGUGUUCAGAGAAGAGGGGAUGAGGAAGCUGUUCUCAGGAGCCACCAUGGCCUCCAGUAGAGGAGCUCUGGUCACAGUGGGACAGUUGGCGUGCUAUGACCAGGCCAAGCAGCUGGUUCUGGGGACGGGCAUGAUGGGAGACAACAUCCUCACUCACUUCCUGUCCAGCUUCAUCGCAGGUGGCUGUGCCACCUUCCUGUGCCAGCCUCUGGAUGUGAUGAAGACCAGACUGAUGAGCUCUAAAGGAGAGUACACGGGAGUGCUCCACUGUCUGAGAGAAACUGCCAGGCUGGGACCUUCAGCCUUCUACAAGGGUCUGGUUCCAGCAGGGAUCCGUCUGGUCCCUCACACAGUUCUGACCUUCAUCUUCCUGGAGCAGCUGAAGAACCAGUUUGGCAUCCGGGUCAUCUCCUGAGCACAUGACCCCUGACCUCUUGAUUGAUCGCUUCUCUGCCCAGUCAAACUUGGAGGAAGGAGGGAGAGAGGAAGGAGAGAUGAGGGAGGGAGGAGGGAGAGAGGGCAGGUGUCAUUCCUUUUGAUCUAUCUCUCCCUCCCUCUCUCCUUCCAUCCUUCUAUGCUGCAACUCAAUUUGACGGUAAGCAACGGUUAAUGUUCUCACGCCACAACCAGUCACCGUGGGGAUAUCCAUAGCUACCUCCCUCAAAGCCAGGGGGGAGUGGUCUCCAGCUGUACCCCGAGCCGUGACAUCAUCAUUACGAGACUGUACCCCAAGUCAUGACAUCAUCAACACGAGACUGUACCCUGAGCCCAUGUCAUCAUCAUCAACUGUAACUAUUGAUGGUCUCUUUAACAGUGUAGCCCACAUUCACCUUCUGAAUGAAUGACAUCUUUGGUUACGAAGAGCUUAAAAAGAUGUAUGUAGUUACAAAAUGAAAAAGUAAUAUUUUAAGCUAAUUAUUUUUGAAAGAACUGUAAGGCUAACCUAAAUCAUGUUACAUUGAUAUAAAAGUAUAACAUACUAAUAACAUAGGACAUGUAAAUCAAUAACAUACCCGAUAAUGUCUAUGUACACUACAACACACCUUGAUGCAAAACAUUCAUCUUACAGCAAGGGAGUAGAAACACACACACACUUGCUAACAUUUCAGAAACAUCUCUUAUUGUCUAACUAGGCUGGAUGUUUCCUUGUACUGUGGAGUAGGAAGACUUGAGACUUUCUCACUUUGCACGUAAUGUAUGGGAGUGACGGUGACAUAAGGGGUCAUCACCUUUAUUUGCAUUCAGCUCUGUGCGUUUCCAUGAUGUGCCUGCCACAGACACACAGUAAAGUUAUCCAUAGUUGUAGUUUGCUGAAGCCUCUGCUAGCUGGUGAAUCUAGACUUUAUACACCUGAUUCAACAGAGAAAGAGUUCUAGCUGUUCCCGUCUGUGCCAGCCUGUUGGGGUGCCCUACCGCCAGUGACCUGCAGGGGGCAGUGCGGUGCUGUGAGUGAGUGGGAACCGUGUGGAUGAAUCGAGUGAAUGGAUACAAAUACUACUGCUUGAGGAAAUGUGUGUGUUCAUGUCCUGCUUUAUAGAAUAAUGUGAUUUGACUAGUCGGGUACUGGGAACUAUGCACUCGAAUGAGACUGGAAGAAUUCUGAACUAAUUUGUUUGUAUUAAUUUGUCAAUUGUGAACAAAAUGUUUUUUUGGGAAAUAAAUGACUAAUAAAAUGCCUUUGUU